Phyllotreta striolata is the source of this 1290-nucleotide messenger RNA. The record is from the annotation of a GenBank genome assembly. Lineage: Eukaryota; Metazoa; Arthropoda; Insecta; Coleoptera; Chrysomelidae.
AAUUUUUAAAUAUUACGAUUAUACUAAAUUUAAUGUGAAAACGAAGGAAAAAUAUGCAAUUUAACUUAUCGGAAUCGUAUCAUUAGACACUGUUUUUUUGGGAUGCGUUGUUGCCACAAGUCAAUUGUCAACGUUGUCAUGCCAUGUGUCAAGUCAUUCAUUAGUCAUUUCUAUCGUAUUUUUGCUUGAGGUUAAUCAACAAUUUUAUAAACAAAUAUUUAGUUUAAUCACUUUUGCAUAAAUUAUUAAAGUAUUCUAGUGCAGCACUUAGUUAGUUUAACUCUUAGCACCGUACUUAUUCCCUAAAUUAUUACAAAAGAUUUGUGUUCCUAGUAUUUAAGAAUAAUUAUCGAAAAUGUCUUCCCGCAAAACUGUAAGCCGCCGUGGAACCACCAAAAAACGCGCCCAAAGGGCCACCUCCAAUGUAUUCGCCAUGUUCGAUCAGGCCCAGAUAGCCGAAUUCAAAGAAGCCUUCAACAUGAUCGACCAAAACCACGAUGGCUUCGUCGACAAAGAAGAUUUACACGACAUGCUGGCUUCCUUAGGUAAAAACCCCACUGAUGAUUACUUAGAUGGGAUGAUGAACGAGGCACCAGGUCCGAUCAAUUUCACCAUGUUCUUGACUCUGUUUGGUGAACGUCUGCAGGGAACGGACCCCGAGGAUGUGAUUAAGAACGCGUUUGGAUGUUUCGAUGAAGAGAACAUGGGGGUGAUUAACGAGGAACGUUUGAGGGAGCUGCUGACGUCUAUGGGAGAUAGAUUUACAGAUGAUGAAGUGGAUGAAAUGUACAGGGAAGCUCCGAUCAAGAACGGUCUGUUCGACUAUGUCGAAUUCACCCGUAUUUUGAAGCACGGCGCUAAAGAUAAGGAUGAACAGUAGAAAAACAAAAACAGUUGUCUUUCCAUUUUUUGUAAUUUUGCAUUUAUUUUAUUUCAUGAGGGAUUUAUGGUAGUUGUUAUUCAAAAAUCUAUUUAAAAUAAGCUAACACUUUUCGAAAAUCUAAUUCCCGGGAUCUUUUUCCUUGCAUUAUGAAUUUGUAUAGAUUGCUUAUUACUGAUUUGUAUUUAGUUUUAAAAUGUAAUAUUCAUUAGGUAUUGAAAUGUACAUUGUUUAACAUUAAAUUUUUUAUAUCGACAUUGCAAUAAAAUUCUGUACUUAAGAUUUUAUUGUAUACAAAAUUUAAUUUAUAAUAGCAUAAUACUACAGUAACAUUAAACCAUAAUUAUUUCAUUAUUUGUUCCAAAUGCGUUAGAAAUAGCAUAACGAGUCUAAUUUAGUUAAUUACAAAA